This is a messenger RNA of Acanthopagrus latus (yellowfin seabream), 1613 nucleotides long. It is a transcript of the gene mogat2, whose product is annotated as monoacylglycerol O-acyltransferase 2. Lineage: Eukaryota; Metazoa; Chordata; Actinopteri; Spariformes; Sparidae. The record is from RefSeq and is a predicted model, not a curated record. Gene Ontology annotation, molecular function: diacylglycerol O-acyltransferase activity; 2-acylglycerol O-acyltransferase activity. The transcript has 6 exons. Gene Ontology annotation, biological process: diacylglycerol biosynthetic process; triglyceride biosynthetic process. The coding region runs from base 131 to 1138 and encodes 335 amino acids. Gene Ontology annotation, cellular component: endoplasmic reticulum membrane.
CUGAUAAGACUGUCAAUGGGAGGUGAUGGUGAAGAGGUGAGAAGGGCAGACUUUGGACCCGCUUCACUCGCUCUCCUUCUUGCCACCGGCUGCAGCUCCUCGCUUAGUCUCUCUUUCUCUGGUGGGAAACAUGAAGAUUGAUUUCGCCCCGCUGGAUUUGCCCAUGCACCGGAGGCUGCAGACGGCCGUCGUGCUGCAGUGGGUCUUCUCCUUCCUCGCUCUGGCACCCACCUGCAUUGUCCUGUUCUUUUACCUGCUGUUCACUCGCUUCUGGCUGAUCAGUGUGCUGUACGCCGUCUGGUGGUUCGUUGACUACGACACUCCGUCGCGUGGAGGCCGCAGGGUGCCCUUCUUGUGUGGCCUCAAAGUUUGGGAACACAUGAGGGAUUACUUCCCCAUCAAGCUCGUGAAGACAGCCGACCUGGACCCCAAGCACAACUACGUGAUGGGCUUCCAUCCGCACGGCGUGCUGGUGGCGGGAGCCUUCGCGAACUUCUGCACCUACGCUACAGGCUUCAGGCAGCUGUACCCUGGCCUCACCAGCUACCUGCUCAUGCUGCCCCUUUGGUUCAGAGCGCCAUUCUUCAGAGACUACAUCAUGUGUGCAGGUCUGAUUCCCUCAGACAAAGACAGUGCCAAAUAUCCGCUCUGCAAGCGGGGCGGUGGCAACGCUGUCGUAAUAGCAGUCGGCGGGGCCCCGGAGGCCUUGGAUGCCCGCCCUGGGUCCUACAAUGUGCUCUUGGCUAAGAAGAAAGGUUUCAUCAAAAUGGCCAUGGAGCAUGGCGCUCAUCUGGUGCCAGUCUUCUCCUUUGGGGAGAAUGAGGUGUUUGACCAGGUGGAAAACACAAGAGGAACCUGGCUCCGAUGGACACAGGAACGGCUGCAAAGCAUCAUGGGCAUCUCCCUGCCUCUCUUCCACGCGCGUGGCAUUUUCCAGUACUCCUUCGGCCUCAUGCCUUACAGAAAACCCAUCAGCACAGUCGUCGGCCGGCCGAUUAGGGUGGAGAGGAACGAGAAGCCAACGGCCGAGGAACUUGAUGCCCUCCACCAGCGGUACAUGGACGAGCUCAGCAAUCUGUUCGACGAGCACAAAGGCAACUACGGAGUGGACAAAGACACACACCUGAACUUUGUCUAAAGCGGACUGAUGAUGGAGCGGAUUUGAAUGCUAUUUAUUUGUAAAGCUCUGGUGCUCUGAUAAUCGUACCUUUUCAUUGUCUCUGUGAGCCUGACUUUGCUCUCAACUGGCCUGUUGAUUUAAGAUGAAUAAAAUGUUUGUGGUUCUGCGCACUGCUGCGUCAGUUUGUAUAAAGUAGGAUUCAUCUGCUGAGUCAGAAAAGCAGCCACAGUGGAAGUGCUUAUGUCUGAGCUGUGUGGGACAUCGUUCAGAGGGUACGCUCAUGACACAAGUCAAGCCUUCCUUACUUAAUCUCCCAGCGGCGGCAUCUGUCUGGACUUUUUGCAAUUUGGUGCAACAACUGACACUUUCUGAAACAGAGUCAAAGGUCGAAUAUGGGUUACAACAUCAUUUGGAGACACUGUCAUGAAACACUAAUAAUUACAGGAUUCUGUAUCUUAUACACGUGAAAUAAAAAUCUUAUACACAACACUCA